AAUUUUUAAUCCCAUUCUAAGAUAAUUACUCUUAACGAAAUGAUUUUCACGCAAAUAAUAUUUCAAAGAUUCAAAAACGUUUCCAUGAAUGAAAUUCAGAGCAUAUCUUGGGCAGGAGCGUGUCAGACAACUCGAGAAGCAGGCACCUCGAAGCACAAAUCGACAGCAAAGAUAACCAACCAACUACUGAUAGAAAGCAACUUGAGCGAAAAAGAAAUCUUCGCCUCCUCCCCGAUGUCUCUCAUCUUCUGCUCAUCUUCAUCCUCCUCAUCUUCAUCUUCUUCGUGGCCUUUCUUCCGGUGUCAGGUGGAACUUCUUGCCCCUCCGAUCGAAGUUUUGAAACAGAUUCGACAGCUCGGAUGGCCCUGGAGCAUGCAGGUGCUCGGUCGGAAGCACUCCGUCAACAGGAAGGUCAUCAACGACAACGUCGACAUCAUGUUCUACAAGUUCGCCCUGGGCUGCUGGGAGCUGAAGGAAGGAAGUGGUGGUGGUGGGGGUGGGGGUGGUGGUGGGGGGCAGAAGGAGGGGGAGGGGCGAGUAUUUUAUAAACACUGCGACAGGAGGAAGAUAUACGAGCUGAUGAUUUGGAAGACGAAUUUGAAGAAAGAAGCAUGCUUCCUCUGCUCAAAAGCCAUCUCAUCGGCAACCAUCAGGAACAUUCGGAGGCAGGAAAGCUUUGAGACACGUGAUAACGAUGAUGAAGGUGAUGACGAUGAUGAUUCUGAGUGUCCAUUGGUGGAGUGCAUGGAAUCAAACGUCUACAUAGAACCGUGUGGAGAGGGCUACGCACAGUUGACGCACAUUCUCACUCUUGAUCUUCUAGGGCAUUCGACAGAGUGGUACAGAGACGCCAUUCCGACCAUCCUACAUCGCUACUACUCCAACUUGCAAAAAUUUUUUCAAAAAAAGAUCUCCGGUACGAACGGACCCGAAACGAAAGUGUAA
Helobdella robusta is the source of this 945-nucleotide messenger RNA. RefSeq lists its product as hypothetical. Gene Ontology annotation, molecular function: GTPase activator activity. The transcript is spliced from 4 exons. The record is from RefSeq and is a predicted model, not a curated record. Bases 40 to 945 code for a protein of 301 amino acids. Gene Ontology annotation, biological process: regulation of Rho protein signal transduction; actin cytoskeleton organization. NCBI's taxonomy places the organism in Eukaryota, Metazoa, Annelida, Clitellata, Rhynchobdellida, Glossiphoniidae.